UCCCCUUCUCAUCCAGCCUGACGGUGUCUUGGUGUUUUAUUUUUAUCUCAUGGCCACCGCCGGUGGAUCCCACGAGUUAUGCCCGUCGAACGGCCGAUUCCUUUUGGAGACAUGCAAGCCGCCCAUCGUGCGCGGUGGGCCUGCGAAGCUGUUGCAAAGAAUAGAAAUCUGCAUUCCCUCUCUCGCUCCCCUUCUGCCGUCGCGUCUGGUAGGCUCGGGGCCGUUGUGAUUGCUCUCGAUCCCAUUUCCACUUCUACGCGCGGCCGGUAGCCAUGGCUUCACGUCCGGUUGGCUCUUAAUCUUUGCGGCAGUAUGAAUAGCUGGUGGCCUCCAAGUAAUGCUGGCGACGAGCCGCCGUCCAGUGCUUAUCCUCGCAACGGCUGGCCCGCUCCCCAUGCUGGCUCCAGCAAUCAACCCUCCCCCAGUCGUCGAGAUCAUGCUGUACAGCCCCCUCCGUUGACAACAGCUUUGAGUGGUCAACAGUUCCAAGGACUCGGAGUCGCUCUUGGUGCCGGUUACGCAUCGACGCCCCUCUCGACCACCUCCCUGUCCAGCCCCUUCACGCAAAGCCAGUCUCCUGCCGUGACAACCCCGGGAGGCUUCCCCGCCACAUCUUCUGCCAUGGCAUCGAGACAGUACACGGUCCCGUACAAUCCACAGGAUUGGGGCCCGGUGAACGGAGCUCACAUGCAUGCGGCACAGUCUGCGUAUCCGCAGGCGAACAAUAUGCUUCGCGUCAUGUCGCACCACCGACCAGCGGGGCACUCAGAGAUGUCCCUCUCGCCGCCCCCGCCGCCUUACUCACCUCCCAGCCAGCCCCAGCAACAGCAACACCGGGACCAUGUGAACCAGGGACCCGCCAUGAGAGCAGGCUCCGCAUCCCCUGGUGCGGUGUCUACCUAUAAUGGCCAGGUGCAUCAUGGGGCCGAUACUCCCGUGGAGUAUCGCCAACAGCCGCUUCCUCGUACUCGCCCGCUGUCCGUGGUAGGCGACGCAGGUCUGACGAGGCAAGUUUCAUUGCCUCCGCCUCCUCCCUUACCCCAGGGAGUCCCAAGCUCGAGGUCUUCCUCUCAUAACAGAACCGAUGUAUACCGAGAACAGCCCGCGUUCGCUUCCAGUUCCAGGGCGUACGUGAUGGCCUCGCCCCCGAGUAUGCAGCCGUCACAUCCGAGUAACCACAACAACCACAUGGUUGCAACUGCUCAGUACGAUGACAUGUCUCGACCGCCAGCUUCCCGACGAGCUGUCUCGGCGGGCCCAAUUGUGGGUAGUGCGAGCACGUCGAGGGCCACGAGCCAAUCCCGAAGUCGUUCGCCGCCGGGAGGUGGAUGGGAACCCGGAAUGCCCCUUCCGCCACCCCCUCCAGGCCCUCCCCCAUCCUCUACGAGGUCACAAAGCGUCAGUGGUCUGUCCGAUGCCUCCUCCUUACGCCACUCGCAGUCAGCGGCGAGGACGACGAGAACUCGACCUCCUCCAGUCUUAGGAACUGGCUUGGACAGUAUCCCGCCCACCCCGGCUGACUGGGUGGAGGAGGGAUCUGCGGAGGCUAGGCAGAGAGGCAAAGCACCUCUGCAUAUUGAUACAACAAGCACAUCGUUACAUCGUCCCGACACCAAUGGUACUGGUUCGGUGACAUCCGCUCAUCCUUCUCAGAGCUCUUCGACAAGUGGCCUCUUUCGUAGCCCAGCCAUUCGAGACACGAGCACCAAGGGUAUCAGAGAGAGGCGAGUUGAGCGUCGAAACAGGCAGAGCCAAGUUAUGGACGACUUCAGCGCCGUAUCCAUGAGCAGCAACCCUUGGGCUGAGGCCUUGGAGCAAGUCAAGCCGUCCAAUCUAGUUCUGGACGACGUCAAUGUCACUCCUGAGCACCCUCGGCAGCAGGCUACAACAAGAGCCACGCCACGCAGCAAUCACAGCGUCGGGUCUGACGGACAGCAACCGACUUCACGCUCCAGGGCCUCCUCAACCGGGCUGUUCUCCAAUCGUUCCUCGUUCUCGACUCCUCGAGCCGAACCGAGCCCUCUAGGACCAUCUCGGGGCUAUGCACAGACUCCGCCAUUCUCGCCUGACGGAGACAAACCGUCUACCUUCCCCAAGGGAGCUUCUCCGGCUUUACCACCGAAGGCCCUCCCAACGCCGCCGUUGCAAUCUGCCCAGGAGGUCCAUCCACCGUCCCGGCCGGGAUCACGAGAAGAUCGACCGGUCUCGCACAUAUUACAUUUGCCCAAUGAUCAGCUCCAAUCGGUCUCGACGUUAUCUCCUCGUCGUGUUCCGAUGUCGCAAGGGCCAUCGUUGAAUUCCGUUGUGAAUCAAGAUGCGACUUUUAUGAACGACGCGAUCCAAAGGCACAAAGAGUUUAUUGAGAAGGAGGCUGGCGCGGCGGACGAAGCAGAGGCUUUGAGGGUUUUCACCGAAUUCAUCAUCGCGGAAUCCCAAGUUCGACGAGAAAGGUACUCCAAGAUAUGGGGCUCGAAUUCGCUGGACUUAGAAGGGGUCCGUCGGAAGCUAUUUGAACUUCCACCCAAGCCUGCUCCGCCUCCUCAGCCAGUCGUCCCCCCUUCAUUGUCGCGGCGACCAUCUAGGGGAGCUCCAAGGCUAGAUAUUCCCCAGCAGUCUCGUCCGGAGUCGGCCUGGUGGAGUAACUACAAACCCUGUCUGUCGCCCAUAGCAAGUCUCAGCAUGAGCAACGACGAGAUGAGCUCCCGAGGCCGUGCCCCGAGCCGUUGGUGGGAGUCCAAAUCCAGUAGUGAGGGUGGCGAGCGAAGGAUUCUGCGAUCCAAACGAGAGUCCAAGUAUAUGGGUCUGCCUCGCGAGUCUUUGCAAUGGCCCCAGGGACGUGAUUCUGUGGAGGCCAGCAACUCGAGCGAUGCCUUCGAGUCCGGAGACCAAUUUACCGCUUAUGGCCCUGAUGAAUAUCCGCCUGAGAAGGUCGGAUGGCAUGAGGACUUUGCGCCGUCGGAAUACUCCAGCACUGCCGGCCACAGUAUCUCUAAAGAGACGCAAAAAAUGGAUGUCUCGAGGCUGAUUACCUUGCCGCCCCCUUAUCCCCGGCACCAUCCGGCUGUAAAUAACAGUCAUCCGGACCUUGUCGCAUACCGUACCCUAGUCCGAUCCAUCAGCGAUCUUUCCGAGGUUAAGACUACGAGGCAACGGCAUAAAACGGAGGUUGAAACUCUAUCGCAGGCCCAUCAGGAGCGAAUCCAGGAGGGUCGCCGACAAUUCAAGGCUAACAUCCAGAGCCAGAUCCAACAAGGAAGCAUCACUUUCGCGGAAGCUGCGGAAGCGGAGGCUGCUCUGAUCGAGGAAGAAAACAAGCACGAACGAAACUUGGCAAAACAAGAGCUGGAUGCAUAUCAAAAUACAGUGCUCAAGCCUAUGCACGCGAUUCUGAAUGAUCGAAUCACCAAAGCUACCACCUGCAUCAACGAGCUACGCAGCAAGAUGUUUGAUGACGCGCAGCAUGAAACACCGGAUCAGACCCAAGAGGAAGGUGAUGAGAAACCGGAGCUGUUGGAAAAACUGACGCAGCUCAAAUGGCUGUUCGAGGCGCGGGAGCAGUUGCACCGGGAGAUGCACGAUCUGGUCAGUGACCGAGACGAGAAAUACAAGGCCGUGGUCCUCCUGCCUUACAAGCAGAAGCUCAACGAGGAGAAAGUGCGUGAGACCAACGCUUUCUUUGUCAAGGACGCCCAGGACCGGCGCGUCAAUUACGAAGCAGCUGCCUUGGCUCGCCUUGAAUCGUUCUUGGCCGUGAUUGAAGAAAACGCCGCUCGGGGUGUAGAACUACAGCUCUCUGCCUUCUGGGAUAUUGCACCGUCGCUUCUUACCCUGGUCCAACAAGUCCCGGAGGAUCUUGAUGGCUUUCAGAUCCAGAUCCCGGCCAAUGAAUACGAGGAGAACCCAAGUUACCACCGCCAUCCGCUGCAGUAUCUCUACACGCUCAUCUCACAUGCCGAGAAAUCCAGCUACCAGUACAUUGAGUCGCAGAUCAACCUUUUCUGCCUCUUGCACGAGGUGAAGUCCGCGGUUAUGAAAGCCAACUGCAAGCUUAUGGAGGCGCAGCGUAUUCGUCAAGGCGAGGCCGAAGACUCGGUGCGGCGGGAGAUGCAAGACUCGCGUGCAGACGAGGAGCGGGCCUUGACCAACGAUCUCAAGGACAAAGUGGCUACGGUGGAAGGUCAGUGGACCGAGGCGUUGGGAAGUGCCAUCCAGGGCCUCCGGGAGCGUGCGAAGGAGCAGCUGAUGGAGGAGAAUGGGUGGGAGGAUCUGGAGCGGCUGGAGGAGGCAUGACGGGACGAAGUGAUGAUUUCGCACACUGUUUUUUUCUUUGCUUUUCCUUUCCUUUUUUUU
Molecule: messenger RNA, 4350 nt
Organism: Aspergillus steynii IBT 23096
Lineage: Eukaryota; Fungi; Ascomycota; Eurotiomycetes; Eurotiales; Aspergillaceae
Exons: 3
Coding region: 313-4290 (1325 amino acids)
Source: RefSeq, a predicted model, not a curated record